Microplitis mediator is the source of this 3820-nucleotide messenger RNA. RefSeq names its product neprilysin-2-like. Gene Ontology annotation, cellular component: plasma membrane. The transcript is spliced from 14 exons. NCBI's taxonomy places the organism in Eukaryota, Metazoa, Arthropoda, Insecta, Hymenoptera, Braconidae. Gene Ontology annotation, biological process: protein processing. The record is from RefSeq and is a predicted model, not a curated record. The coding region runs from base 108 to 3788 and encodes 1226 amino acids. Gene Ontology annotation, molecular function: metalloendopeptidase activity.
CUACAACUUAAAAGAGCCAAAAUGCAGUAUUGGUACAUCAAUCACGUAUUAUCAAUAUCGUUAGUAACAAUCGUGGUUUGUAGCUGAACGACUUUUUGUAGAUUGUCAUGAAAAAUUUGUAUAUGAAAAAAUUAUGGGCUGCCUCACUCGCAAUAUGUAUUACAAUGAUAACAGCCGAAACUAUGAAUAAUACAAUGGAACGAUCAUUUGGAAAUAUGUUAAAUUGUACGACUCGAAAAUGUGUACAGGAUAAUAUGGAAUUCGAAUUGAAUUUAAUGUCUAAUAUGAAUACGAGCGUCAAUCCCUGCGAUAAUUUUUAUGAAUUUGCUUGCGGUAAUUUUGAUAACUUUCCCGCUCUUUAUGCACGAUUUCUUCAACAUAACUUUGAUUAUCGACCGAGCAUCAUGUAUCAUAAAAUUUCCGAGACAAUCGAAAAAAGCGAACCAACGGCUUCACCGAAGCAAUUUCAUUUCCUGAAAUAUUUCAUGACUUCUUGUAAUAAUGUGAACUUUAAUAACAACGAUUGGUAUAUUGGUAUCAAAGCAGACAAACUUGAUGAUUUAACAGAAAUAAUAUCGAAAUUAGGCGAAUGGCCCGUCAUCAAAGGCUCUAAAUGGAACGGCACUAAUUUCGAUUGGAUGAGUUUUAAUAACAAAGCAGGAAAUCUUGGUUCCGAGAAACAAUUAUUCCUUUCUCCAGAUAUUCAAUUACAUCGAAACGGUAAGCAAUAUGCUUUCUAUCCACAAGAAUUUGAAUUCUCACAUGAAUAUAUGAAGAAUCUCCAGAAUAAUAUCACAAUCAAUGCUUAUUAUAAGUAUAUGGUCGAUGUUGCUAAACUUCUUGGCGCCAAUGAAACACAAGCAAAAAUAGAACUCAUGGAAUCAUUUCAAUUUGAACUCAAACUUAUCAAUAUAAGCAAUAACAAUGAUAUAGCAUUAAAUAAUGUAGAUAACGCCAGCAAAAUGUCGCUCAAGGAAAUAAAAGAAAAGUGGCCAGGUAUUGAAUGGGAUAAACUGAUCAAUAUGACAAUUGAAUCGCAAGUAAAAUUUUACUACCCAAACAAAACGAUGAUUUCCAUAGAAAUUCAUCAUUAUAUAACAGAACUGGAAAAAUUAAUGAAAGAAACUCCAAAAAGAGUCCAAGCCAAUUACGCUGUAUGGAAGACAAUUCAAUCUAUGAUUCCAAUGGUUGAAUCCGUUACUCUAUCUAAACUUUACGUAGCUUAUUCUAAAAUAAGGAACCCAUCAGCCUUCAACUUUCAUUAUAUUUCCUGCUUCAACAUUCUUAAAAUGAAGUUACCAGAACUUAUGUACUUUUACUAUGUACAUCAUUUCUCAAUCGACAAACGUGCCAAAACUCAUGCAGAUCAAUUGACUUCCGACAUAAAAAAUAAACUAUUAGCUAUUUUGAAUAACGCGUAUGCGUCGGAUAUUAAAACCAAAAAUAAACUGACCUCAGAAAUCAAUUCUUUAAAGUUUGUCAUUGGAUAUCUCGACGAAGUCUUCGAUAAUAAAAUAUUAGAUGAAUAUUAUCAAGGCCUUGAAAUAACAUCUGACAGUUAUUUAAAGAAUUACUUGAACGUGUCUUCAUUCCAUCGCAAAAAACUUUUAGAAGUAUGGGAGAAGCCACUAAUUUCGAUAAAUUGGAAGAAUAUUUUCAAACUAUCGAACCCGUUUGAAUUCGGUGGUAUCAAUUUAGAUCUAUUUAAGACCAUUGUUAUAGGUAUUGAAAGAUUGAGGAAUUUGUUUUUCAGUAUUAAUCGUCCAGAUAUCACUAAUUUGGCCACUCUUGGAUUCACUAUUGGGCAUGAAAUGGGACACACCAUAUAUUUUUCUUACAAUCCUGUUGAUAAGUUCGGACUGAAAGACAACGGAUGGAGUGUAAUGGCAGAUGAAAAAUUUAAGCAAACAGAAAAGUGCUUAAUAGAACAAUUCUCGAAUUAUUCUAUCGAAACAACUGGAAAAAAACUAAACGGUUCAUUCUUUUUGGAAGAAAAUAUUGCCGACAAUAUUGGUAUACAAGUUGCUUAUUCGGUCUACCAAGAUUGGGUCAAAAAGUAUGGACCCGAAGCAACUUUUUCUAACUUGCCGUAUAAUUCGAAUCAGUUGUUUUGGAUAGCAUAUGCAACUCGAUGGUGCAAAUCAAAGUCAUUUUUGCGUAAAACAUAUUCGACCGAUGAGCAUGCUCCACCCGAUAAACGUGUUAUUGGAUCGCUUUCAAACAAUCCAGAAUUUUCAAAAGAUUUCAAUUGUCCCUUAGGCUCUAACAUGAAUCCUGUUAAAAAAUGUAGCAUUUUAUCUGUUCAGUUAUCUGACAUAAAAUUUGUGUCGAAGAUUAACAGAAGCACGAUAAAAUCGCACAAAAAUCCUGGUAGCAAAGCAGACAAACUGGAUGUGUUAACAGAAGUAAUAUCUAAAUUGGGUGAGUGGCCCGUUAUCAAAGGCUCUAAAUGGAACGGCACUAAUUUCGAUUGGAUAAGUUUUAAUAACAAAGCAGGCAAUCUUGGUGCCCAUGAAAGAUUAUUUCUUCAUUUAUAUCCUCAACUACAACGCGAAGGUAAGCAAUAUGUUUUGUAUUCACAAGAGUUUGAAUUUUUACAUGGAAAUAUAAAGAAUCGCCAGAAUAAUAUCGCAAUCAAUGCUUACUAUAAGUAUAUGGUCGAUGUUGCUAAACUUCUUGGUGCGAAUGAAACACAAGCAAAAAUAGAACUCAUGGAAUCAUUGGAAUUUGAACUAAAACUCAUCAAUAUAAGCAAUAACAAAGAUAUAAUGUCAAAAAAUGAAGAUAACGCCAGCAAAAUGUCGCUCAAGCAAAUAAGAGAAAAGUGGCCAGUCUUUGAAAAUAUUGAUUGCUACGGUUAUCUUAAAGAACAAUUACCAGAACUUAUGUACUUUUACUAUGUCCGUCACGUCUUAGUCGACAAACGUGCCAGAACUCAUGCAGAUCAAUUGACUUUUGACAUAAGAAACAAAUUUUUAGAUAUUUUGAGUAACACGUUUAUCCUUGGAUAUCUAGACGAAGUCUUUGAUGAUAAAGUAUUGGAUGCAUAUUAUCAAGGCCUUGAAAUAACUUCUGACAGUUAUUUAAAGAAUCGCUUAAACGUGACUUCAUUCAAUCGCAAAAAAUAUUUAAAAAUGUGGGAGAAGCCACUGAAUUUGAUUAAUUGGAUGACUAUUUUCAAAUUAUCAAACCCAAAAAUUUUAGUUAUAGGUCUCGGAAGAUUGAGAAAUUUGUUCUUCAGUAUUAACCGUCCAGAUUACAAUAAUUUGGCCACGUUUGGAAUCACUAUUGGGCAUGAAAUGGGGCAUACCAUUCAUGUUUCUUACGAUGCUGUUGAUGAGUUUGGAAGAAAAAACAACGGAUGGAGUGCAUUGGCAGAAGAGAAGUUCAAGGAAACAAAAAAUUGCUUAAUGGAACAAUUCUCGAAUUAUUCUACCGAAACAACUGGAGAAAAACUAAACGGUUCAAUGUAUUUGGAAGAAAAUAUUGCCGACAACAUUGGUAUACAAAUUGCUUAUUCGGUCUAUCAAGAUUGGGUCAAGAAGCUCGGACCCGAUGCACCUUUUUCUAACUUGCCUUAUAAUUCGAAUCAGUUGUUUUGGCUGUCAUAUGCAGCUCCCUGGUGCACAUCAACGUCAUCAUUGCUCCAAGUGAAUUCAGCCGAUCAGCAUGCUCCAGUCGAAAAACGUGUUAUUGGAACGCUUUCAAACAGCCCAGAAUUUUCAAAUGAUUUCAAUUGUCCCUUAGGCUCUAACAUGAAUCCUACUAAAAAGUGUAACGUAUUUUGAUAAAAAUAUUCAAUUAUUUUGAAAAAUUGCCU